AUGACAUCUAUUAAUACCAAACAAAUAGCCACUCUUCCUCUUUUACAAGAUACAAAAGAUGUGGAAGAUUAUAGUGAAAUAGUUAACAGGCUUUUUGAAGAAAUUCAAUUAAUGUGUUUGAUGGAGCCCGGGGUCAUUGAUGAUUUAACAGACCGUAUUGUUAUGCUAGAGAAAAAAGUUCGUCAAAGUGGCGAUGAAAAUUCAGCGUCACGCUUAGCUUGUAAGCUACUAGAAGUUCACCGAUCUGUAGAGAAUUGGAUUGCUGUGAAAGAGUGGAUUACAAUUUUGUCCAAAAAACGAAGUCAAUUCAAGAAAGUUAUCAAAGAUAUGGUAUUGGUGGGGAUGGAUUGGGUAGAAUUUCUGGAUGACAAGGACACGAAAAUAUCAUUAAUACAAACACUUUUGGCAGUUGCUGAUGGAAAAAUGUUUUUAGAAGUCGAAAAGGCUCGUUUACUUCGUUUACAAGUCCGACUUUUGGAGGAAGAAGGAAAUUAUGAAAAGGCUGCUGAAUUAAUUCAAGAUGUUCGAGUUGAAAUGUUUGGAGGCAUGGAUGCGCGAGAAAGAUUUUUAUAUAUUUUAGACCAAAUACGACUAGUUUUGAUGCGCCACGAUUACGUUCGCUGCCACAUUAUAUCAAAGAAAUUCAACUCAAAAGUCUUAGACGACAUUGAAUUUCAGGAUAUUAAACUUCAAUAUUAUGGAUAUUUAGUACAACUUCACACGCACGAAAAAGAUUAUUUGGCAGCAGCAGAGGAUUUUUGGCAUUGUUUCAACACACCUCGUUGUCAAGCAUCAGACGAAUGGAAAGAGUAUUUAAGCUGUUAUGUAAUUUAUUUAUCGAUGGCUGCUCGUAGCGAAGACAUUUUAAAUCGCAUUCGGAAGUUAUGUGAAACUGAAUCUAAGAAACUUGGCGAACUUUUAUGUAUCAAUCGUCUUGUUGAGGAUUUACUCAGCACACAACUUGUUGAUUGGCCCUUGCCGUAUGAAAAUGAGUUACGUCAAAUGUCUGUUUUUACAUCUGGUAUGAGUGAAGAGAAUUGGAAAGUAUUUCGUAUGCGACGUAUUCAUCAUAAUAUCUACAUUAUAUCGCUUUACUAUUCUCGCAUUCCUUUGACAACUUUAUCCUCUAUGUUUCAUAUUCCCGUUUUUGAAGUGGAAAAAGAAAUAUCGCAACUUGUGUAUACAAAUGAAAUUUACGCGCGUAUUGAUCGACCAGCAGAUAUCGUUAUGUUCGGAAAACCUAAAGCAUCAUUUGAAAAAUUAGACUCUUGGACAGCGGACAUAUCAAGUUUGUUAAGUCUUGUUCACGAAACAAAUCAUCUUAUUAAUAAUGAACGAAUGGUUCAUGCCGCAAUGCAAAAAAGAACUGAGGUGAAUGAGAAAGUGUAAAGCAUAUCAAGUUCACGCAAAGCCAUAAGACAACUUCGGGCUCAAUGACUGCUUACCUUUGAAUACACAAGCGAAAGAGGUUUUGUGUCGACCUGUUAAUAAAUAGUUUUAUUUGAAUUAUUUUAAAAAAAAAAAAAAUUCAAGAAUUCUUGUUGAACAUAUUUUUCACUAGAACAAUUUAAUAGGUUAAACAAAUAUUGAAAUACA
This is a messenger RNA of Hylaeus volcanicus, 1596 nucleotides long. Its product is annotated as 26S proteasome non-ATPase regulatory subunit 12-like. NCBI's taxonomy places the organism in Eukaryota, Metazoa, Arthropoda, Insecta, Hymenoptera, Colletidae. The record is from RefSeq and is a predicted model, not a curated record. Gene Ontology annotation, cellular component: proteasome regulatory particle, lid subcomplex; cytoplasm; nuclear proteasome complex. The transcript has 10 exons. Bases 1 to 1389 code for a protein of 462 amino acids.